AUGCAAGAAACAGAGGUUGGUGAAAGAGAUAUACACAUCUAUGCUUCUACUGAAGAAGACUCUAUGUCUUUUCACGAAGAACACAGCCCAGAUCAUGAACAAAUGGUUGAAGCGUUUCGUAAUUUGCUUCUCCUCCAUGGCCACUUACCUGCAAAUCACGGAGAUCAUGAUACACUUCUCAGGUUUCUGAAAAUGAGGGAUUUUGAUCUGGAGAAAUCCAAAGAUGCGUUUUUGAAUUAUAUCAAGUGGAGGAUGGAUUCUAAAGUGGAUAUGAUCUCUAAGAGGUUUAAGUUUGAGGAAUACGGUGAAGUGAAGAAACAUUACCCUCAUGGGUUUCAUAAGGUAGAUAGAAAUGGUAGGCCAAUAUACAUUGAGAGACUCGGGAUGGUUGACUUGAACGCGUUUAUGAAAGCAACCACUAUCGAGAGAUAUGUCAAGUAUCAUAUUAAGGAACAGGAGAAAACUCUGAGCUUGAGAUAUCCGGCGUGCUCAAUUGCUUCAGCGAAGCAUGUUUCGUCUACCACAACGGUUUUGGAUGUCUCGGGAAUAGGAAUGUCAAACUUCUCGAAACCUGCGAGAUCACUCUUCAUGGAAAUUCAGAAGAUAGACAGCAACUAUUACCCUGAGACUUUGCAUCGCCUCUUUGUUGUCAAUGCCAGUUCUGGAUUUCGGAUGUUGUGGCUUGCGCUCAAGACCUUUCUCGAUGCUCGUACAUUGGCCAAAGUUCAAGUGCUAGGACCCAACUACCUUGGAGAGCUGCUUGAAGCUAUAGAUCCAAGCAACUUACCGACAUUUCUUGGAGGAAAUUGCACCUGUUCAGAUCAAGGAGGCUGUCUUUUCAGCGAUGAAGGUCCCUGGAAUGAUCCAAAAAUCAAGGAAAAGAUCCAGGAGAAUUACACAGUGGGAGAUACUGAUUCUGAGGGGAAAACGAAGGAUAAAGUCCCACAACAUUCUUUAGCCAAUCAACAAAAAGAUUUAGGCAAGAACAUGAUUACACUGCAGAAGUAUGCUAACCUGACAACUGCUGUUAAGGAAACACAGAAGAGAAUUGAAAUGUUGGAGAUGUCACUCCAUGAAACAAAAUCGGUCUUGAAGGGACUGGUGGAGAUCAUUGAGGCCAUUAAACCAAAUCAAACCGAAAUAACCCAUAGCCAAGUGCAAAGCGGUUUAGAGCGGAAGACAGUAGUUACGAAAAUGUCCGGUUUGAGCUGA
This is a messenger RNA of Arabis nemorensis, 1212 nucleotides long. The record is from the annotation of a GenBank genome assembly. Lineage: Eukaryota; Viridiplantae; Streptophyta; Magnoliopsida; Brassicales; Brassicaceae.